This is a messenger RNA of Oncorhynchus tshawytscha (Chinook salmon), 3451 nucleotides long. Its product is annotated as phosphatidate cytidylyltransferase 2-like. The transcript has 13 exons. Lineage: Eukaryota; Metazoa; Chordata; Actinopteri; Salmoniformes; Salmonidae. The record is from RefSeq and is a predicted model, not a curated record. Gene Ontology annotation, cellular component: endoplasmic reticulum membrane. Gene Ontology annotation, molecular function: phosphatidate cytidylyltransferase activity. Bases 313 to 1647 code for a protein of 444 amino acids.
UUUAACGUGUAUUUUAAACCUAAACACACUGCUAACAGUAUGCCUAAACCUAACCUUGGACUAAGACCAAACUGCACAUUUUUGUUUUCAUACAUUUUUACGAUUUGGACAUAAUCAUUUAUACUUUGUGGGUGUAAUAUCUAGUGGAAACCCAGUGAGAGGGACGUGAAUCAUCUGGGGUUAACAAGAAACAAUAAUUUAUGUCGAACGAAACAGUCGUAUUUUGUUGUUUAGCAAGCUAGCUGGUAAACUGUAACAACCCUGUGUCACAUACACUCACCCUCUGUAGUAGCUGGGACACGAGUUGCAGAAAUGACAGAGCUACGGCACCGCGGAACGACUGAAAACGACCUAUAUCAACAAUCCGAAGACAAGGGAUCUGAGAAUGAGGGGAAAGCAGAGGGGGUGUCUGAAAGCGAGACCAAGCCUGAUACAGGGCUCCCGGAGGUGCCUGUCCCUGCUGAUGACACCCCUGAGGUUCUCAAUAAAGCCCUAUCUGGACUGUCCUCACGAUGGAAGAACUGGUGGGUGCGAGGGAUCCUGACUCUGGCCAUGAUCUCCUUCUUCUUCAUCAUCAUCUAUCUGGGCCCCAUGGUGCUCAUGCUGAUUGUGCUGUGUGUGCAGAUCAAAUGCUUCCAGGAGAUCAUCCACAUCGGUUACAGUGUGUACCACUCCUACCACCUGCCCUGGUUCAGAACGUUGAGUUGGUACUUCCUGCUCUGUGUAAACUACUUCUUCUACGGAGAGACGGUGACAGACUACUUCUUUAAUCUGGUGCAGAGGGAGGAGCCGCUGCGCAUCCUCAGCAAAUACCACCGCCUCAUCUCCUUCGCUCUGUACCUCACAGGUUUCUGCAUGUUCGUGCUGAGCCUGGUGAAGAAACACUAUCGUCUGCAGUUCUAUAUGUUUGGCUGGACUCAUGUAACUCUGCUGAUCGUAGUGACCCAGUCCCACCUCAUCAUCCACAACCUGUUUGAGGGAAUGAUCUGGUUCAUCGUGCCCAUCUCCUGUGUGAUCUGCAAUGACAUCAUGGCCUACAUGUUUGGCUUCUUCUUUGGACGUACUCCACUCAUUAAGCUGUCUCCUAAGAAGACCUGGGAAGGCUUCAUCGGCGGAUUCUUUUCUACUGUUGUGUUUGGGAUCCUGUUGUCCUAUGUGAUGGCAGGCUACAGCUUCUUUGUGUGUCCAGUGGAGUUCAACAGCGACCAUAACAGUUUUGAGGUGGACUGUGUGCCCUCUGAUCUGUUCCAGCUACAGGACUAUGCCCUGCCGGCCACCCUCGAGUCCCUCACUGGAUGGCCCACAGUGCGCCUCUACCCAUUCCAGAUUCACAGCAUCUCCCUGUCUGCCUUUGCCUCCCUCAUGGGACCCUUCGGAGGCUUCUUUGCCAGCGGCUUCAAGAGGGCCUUUAAGAUCAAGGACUUUGCCAACACCAUCCCCGGUCACGGUGGCAUCAUGGACCGCUUCGACUGCCAGUACCUCAUGGCCACGUUCGUCAAUGUCUACAUCGCCAGCUUCAUCAGGGGCCCUAACCCUGCCAAGGUGGUCCAGCAGCUUUUAGCCCUGCGCUUGGACCAGCAGCUCAACAUCUUCAACUCCUUAAAGAGCCACUUGAUAGAGAGGGGUCUGCUGGAGGAUGUAGCCUAGGGCCCUCACGGCCAGCCCCAGGUCACCCUACUGGGCACACAGAGAGGAGGGCAGCGCCUGGCACCAGAAAGCCCUGGAGGUGUGGGAGAAGAAGUGUGGUGCUCGUAUGAGCAAGAACACAUCUGAGAAAGUAACUCAAUUCUUUGGGUUAUUCAAUUUUCUGUGUGACAGAGGGAGGGAGUGUAUAUAGUAUGAAAGAAAGUGUGUCCUAAACUGUUUUCCUUUGUCAGUGUUUCAGGUUGUAUUUGUGAGUAAAUUUAUGUCAGCUAUAGUAUCUACAACACAGUGAUGCCACUUGAUCUGUGUACCACAAUGAGGUCAGGUAUACAUGUGUGUGAAUAUUUUAUGGUAUAUAUAUAUUUUAUUUGUGUUUUAAUGCACUGCUCAAAAUAGUCACACUGUAUCGUCCUCUUCAUCUGCCACAAUUUUAUUUGCUUCUUUCAUCGUAAUAAUUGUUUGUAUUUAUAUAUUUUUUAUUUUACCUUUUUAUUUAACUAGGCAAGUCAGUUAAGAACAAAUUCUUAUUUUCAAUGACGGCCUAGGAACGGUGGGUUAACUGCCUUGUUCAGGGGCAGAAUGACAGAUUUUUACCUUGUCAGCUCGGGGAUUUGAUCUUGCAACCUUUUGGUUACUAGUCCAAUGCUCUAAACACUAGACUACCCUGCCGGCCCACCUAUUAUAUAAUAUGUGUGGUUGAGUUUUUACGUUGAAAUCUUCCAUUGUAUCCCUGUUUUGUAUAGUCAAUGUGAAUUUUACCCGGUAGAGGUUCACUCUGCUUUUGGCACGUCAUGCUGCAUAUCGGUGUGUUUCUGUCUCUGUUACCAUGGAGUGCGUCUCAAAUGCUACCCUAUUUCCUACAUAGGGCACUACUUCUGACCAGAGCCCUAUGUGCCCAGGCAUCAUCAACAAGAUUCAGGCGUGGCUGGUCAGGGGACUGGAAGAUAAUUACAAAUCAUUUGUAGACUGCAAGAAGCCCAAGCAGAUAUAAUAUUUGACUAAAACAUAAUAAUUUAAAACCUUGCUUACAUUUGUAUAAGAUCACAUAUAUUUCCAAAAUUAAAAUCACUGAUUUGCUGGUGUUUUUAGUCUCAUUUCCCCCCUCCCCAAAAAAAUUUGCCCAUGGGACAAAUUCGGCUAGCGAGCCACCAGUUGGGGAACCCUGAUGUAGGGAACAGGGUGCCAUUGUAGACACUCAUGCUUCACCUGUAGCUUCAUUCACACCCAGCCACACCGUUCUAGGAAGUGGACUGUCUAAAUUGGGAGCAAAACACCACUGGAUUUGACAGGAUUAUUGACUAUCAUUAUUGCUACAAAAUGGAGGUUAAGGUUAAAACAUUCCCUAGGAGCAAUAGAAUAAUGUUUGAAAGUGUAAAAUGACAAAAGGAAUAGUAUAGGAAUGUAUUUUACAAUAUAUUUCAUUGCUAUGUAAUAUUCUACUACAUAAUGGUCUGCCUUAAUGUUAAACUUAAUUUUAAACGAUUGUGAUCUCCUUUUGGUGUGGGAGUUGGACAUCAGGGUUUCAGCUGUGGUUAUUUAUUUUCCAAUCAAGUUCCGUUAUCAGAGAUGACGAUGUGUGAAGGGUCCUUUCAGUUCACCCUGGAUGACAGCCACCAGAGUUGUAUAUACAGGACCAGUCAAAAGUUUGGACACACUUACUCAUUCAAGGAUCUUUCCUUCAUUUUCCUAUUUUCUAGAUUGUAGAAUAAUAGUGAGGACAUCCCAACUAUGAAAUAACACAUAUGGAAACAUGUAGUAACCCAAAAAGUGUUAAGCAAAUUCUUCAAAGUAGCCACCCUUUGCCUUG